Messenger RNA from Calidris pugnax (ruff), 3353 nucleotides. RefSeq names its product FCH and double SH3 domains 2 (gene FCHSD2). The record is from RefSeq and is a predicted model, not a curated record. The transcript has 9 exons. NCBI's taxonomy places the organism in Eukaryota, Metazoa, Chordata, Aves, Charadriiformes, Scolopacidae. The annotation marks the transcript as partial. Gene Ontology annotation, cellular component: recycling endosome; neuromuscular junction. Gene Ontology annotation, molecular function: protein binding. Gene Ontology annotation, biological process: neuromuscular synaptic transmission; regulation of actin filament polymerization.
CAGACACUUGAGGAGCUGGAAUGCCACGGGCCGGUGAUGUCCGAGCAAACCCGAGCAGAACUGGAGCAGAAAAUAGAUGAAGCCAGAGAGAGUAUUCGCAAGGCUGAGAUAAUUAAGCUGAAAGCGGAAGCCCGUCUUGACCUGCUGAAGCAGAUCGGUGUGUCCGUGGACACGUGGCUCAAAAGUGCCAUGAACCAAGUGAUGGAAGAACUGGAAAAUGAACGUUGGGCCAGCCUGCCUUCGGUGACCAACAACGGCUCUUCACACCUGAUCAACGCCGAUGCAGAAAAGGAAGAAGGUGAAGAGUUUGAAGACAGCAUGGAUGUGUUUGAUGACAGUAGCUCUAGUCCUUCUGGUACUCUAAGGAAUUACCCUCUCACCUGCAAAGUUGUUUAUUCGUAUAAGGCUUCUCAGCCAGAUGAGCUGACCAUAGAGGAACACGAGGUGUUGGAGGUUAUUGAAGAUGGAGAUAUGGAAGACUGGGUGAAGGCACGGAAUAAAGUGGGUCAAGUGGGUUACGUGCCGGAGAAGUACCUGCAGUUCCCGACCUCCAGCAGCCUCCUGAGUAUGCUCCAGUCCCUGGCGGCGCUGGAUACUCGUUCCCACACCUCAAAUAACUCCACCGAGGCUGAUUUAGUCUCAGGCAGCCUGAAUGGAGACUCCAGUGUCUGUUUUGUAAAAGCACUUUACGAUUACGAGGGCCAGACAGACGACGAGCUGUCCUUCCCGGAGGGAGCCAUCAUCCGCAUCUUGAACAAGGAAAAUCAAGAUGAUGAUGGUUUUUGGGAAGGAGAAUUCAACGGCCGCGUUGGGGUCUUCCCAUCAGUAUUAGUGGAAGAGCUGACGGCCUCGCAGAACGGGGAGACUCAGUGGAUUGGAGAUAUUCAGGUGUCCCCCACUCCGAAGCCUAAUAACGCCCUUCCGCCGCUGCCGCUCUAUGACCAGCCUCCCACCAGUCCCUACCACAGUCCAGAUAAAAGAGGUUCUCAGUACUUCCCCAGGUCGCCCUCAACUAAUGAAAACAGCUUCAGUUCCGAGUCCCCGGGAUUCUCACAACCUCCACGGAUUCCUCCCGAAACUUCCUACGGAAAACUGCGACCUGUGCGAGCGGCUCCACCACCCCCAACGCAGCAUCAUCGCCGGCCAACGGAGAAGAUCGAGGACGUGGAAAUCACUCUGGUGUAACCAUGGGACUAGCUCAGUAGUAGUGCUACAAUCAAGACCAAACGCGGUAUUUGGUCAAUCUCGUUUUUAGGCACCUUUGCAUGAUGAAGACUUUUAAAUAGAGCAAGAGAUGGGGGAGGGUUUUCUGUGGCAGCGACGCGGCGGAUUCCUUCCCCGGUGGGUCAUGAAUAUUUUGUGCCUUUUAAUUUUUUUUUUUGGCUGUCGUUUUUUUGAUUUAUAGACAUCAUUCUUCCUCUCUUAGCACAAAAACCAAGACGGGCCAGACAGCGAGCGGAGAUUUGCCUCGGAGCAGGUUUCUCUCUUGGCUGCAAAUGGUCAAUUUUUUUACAGAGGCCGAGGAAAAGAAAAGAAAACACAAAAAAAAAAGCCUCAUUCAUGCGAUUUAAGUCAGAGCAUAUUUCCAUCCCGUGCGUUAGUACAGUAUAUUACUGUUGCCAUAGGAAUGUGUUAAAAGAUUGUCAAUUCUUCAAGUAGCGUUAACUUGUCUGAUUAGGUAUUAAUCAGAGCUCGUGGAGUGAAAAAAAAAAAAAGGGAACUGAAGCAAGAAGUGUAAGGAGAGGCUGGAUCCUCUUUAAUCCCCUUCGCAGAAAGGAAGAAGCAGGAAAAAAAAAAAAAAAAGAAAAAAAAGAAAAAUAAUAGUCUUAGAGAUAAGGAAAACUGAUGCGGAUCAUACGGCGUUGAUGACGUUAAUGCACACACCUCUUGGAUAAUUAACAGUUAAAGAGAACUAAAUGUUCUUUGUAUUAAUAUUUAUGCAGUACAUUUAGUAAUAGAGUAUCUAAUAUGGAGGUGCUGAAUUAGUAGCAACAUCCUGUCCCAUAGCAUAAACCAACUGGUAGAAAAAUAAGUGAGAUUUUUUUUGUCUAGAUCUGGAAAUUGAGCUGCUUUUUUUUUUUUUUUUUUUUUUUUUUUUUUUUUUUUUUAGCAGAUUUUGGGGGUUUUUUGGUUGGUUUUUUUUUUUGAUUUCUAAAGUAUUUGGGUCACUCUUAUUCCAGUUAUUGCCGUGUACUUUAUUACCCGAGGUUAGCAGUAUAUCUUCAUCAUCAUCAAACACAUCAGGCUAGAGUUAGAGGUGACAUUUAGAGUAUUUACCCUCGUUAUUUAGUUGUCGCAUCGGAUGCUCGGGGCCACCUUCGUGGCCGGGACCGUGGCCUCAAAGUACUCUUAGAAAGAGGAAAAAAAAAAAAAGUCAAAACUUCCAUUUUUCAAUCGGAGAUUCCUCGGAAAAGGAAGCUUUCUGGUUUUUUGUUGUUGGCGUUUGCAAGAAAAGGGUGGAGGGAAUGGGGAGCUGUCACAGGGGAACGGUCAGAGGAGAAGGAAAAACUGGAUGAAAAGAGGUUUUUUUUGAGGUGCGCUUACGAAAUUAUUAUUUUCAACCAUCUCCCAGCAGAUCAAAGCUUCGGUUCAAAAGCAUCACGAGGUUGGGUUUUUUUUUUUUUUUUGAGCUGUUCCAUGGGUUCUGUGAAACGCUCUCUUCUGCCUUCAUGGGUUUUUUCGAAGUGAGUUUUCUACUUUUAAUUUACUAACAAGGGCUAUUUUUUGAGGCUGCAUUUUUACACACACGCGCGCGCAAAAAACAAAAAAAAUCAAUCAUCUACCAAGAUUUUAUCACAAAUUUUGCACAUCCUGGUAAAUCCCACCCCAGGCUGGGUCUCCCAGAUGUCCGUGUUUCCCCAUCUCCUUUUCCAGGGAGGGGGGAUCUGGCACCGGGAGCCGUUGGAAGCAAAUAAUUCCUGGAUCAUUUCCGAAACCGCUGACUCUCCCGAGUGAAGCCUUUUCCAUAUUUUUCAUUCUUUUGCACCUCUCUCGUCCUGUUGAUCUGUUCGAGGUCUUUUUUUAUGUGUUUAUCGAACUUAUUCUUAAGUUUAAAAACUAAAAAAAAUUUUAAAAAGAUAAGUUUUUAGGAAAAAAAAAAAAAGAUUUAACUGUUUUCGCAAAAAUUUCGAAAGCUUCCCAAUGCAGGAGAAAAGCAAGAGUUGCCAUAACGUUCACGUUCCAUUUCUUUGGCCAGUUUUUCUUGUGUCCUUCAUAACCUGGACUUUCAAAAAUUCCGAAAAGUGUUAUUUAAAGUCUCUUUUAGUUGUAUUUUAAAAUAUUUUCUGUAAGAGCUGCUAAUUUUAUUUAAAAAGGAAAAAAAAAAAAAAAGGCAAAAAAAAAAAAACACAAAA